Messenger RNA from Plectropomus leopardus (leopard coralgrouper), 298 nucleotides. The record is from RefSeq and is a predicted model, not a curated record. NCBI's taxonomy places the organism in Eukaryota, Metazoa, Chordata, Actinopteri, Perciformes, Serranidae.
GGUUUGUCUGUUGGAGUGCAGUGUCAGGGAGGUGAGGGUGGUGGUCGCUUCCAUCCUUGAAAAGACUCUGGAGAGCGCGCUGCACUUUGGAGACCCUGGACUGGACAACCUGACCGACACUCUGCUUUCCUUACUUGACAAAGAUGUUCCUGAAAAUGUGAAAAACUGUGCGCAGUACUUUGGCCUCUUCAGUAACUUCGCUCAGAGGGGAUGCGGCCCUUGUCAGCUGUUGUUGAAACACUCAGCUUAUCGCCGGAUGCUUAUCUUCCUGUUGGGACCCAACAGGCAAAACAACCAG